GGUCGAUGAGCUGCCUCUUCGAGGCUGGAUCGUGGCGUGACGGUCCACUCCACUGCUGUCAUCUGGACUCGAACUGAGAUGUUUAGCCUCAUGGCGAAUUGCUGCAGUUGGCUAAAACGUUGGCGAGAGCCCGCAAGGAAAGUGACACUGGUGAUGGUGGGACUGGAUAAUGCAGGGAAGACGGCAACGGUACGAGGAAUCCAAGGAGAGGAUCCCAACGACGUGGCCCCGACCGUAGGUUUUUCCAAGGUCGACCUGAAGCAGGGCAAGUACGAGGUCACUAUCUUUGACCUCGGCGGCGGGAAGAGAAUCCGCGGCAUCUGGAAGAACUACUACUCCGAGUCAUACGGUGUGGUGUUCGUGGUGGACUCCAGCGAUGUGCAGCGGAUCCAGGAGACGCGGGAGACCAUGGCCGAGGUCCUUCAGCAUCCACGCAUCGCAGGCAAACCGGUGCUAGUACUUGCGAACAAACAGGACCAGGAUGGAGCGCUGGCCGAAGCAGACAUCAUUGAGAACCUGUCGUUAGAGAAGCUUGUAAACGAGAACAAGUGUCUCUGUCAGAUCGAGCCAUGCUCUGCGGUCCUGGGUUACGGCAAAAAGGUGGACAAGUCCAUCAAGAAGGGCCUGAACUGGCUCCUCAGCAACAUCGCCAAAGACUACGAGACAAUUACUGAGCGUGUGCAGAAGGACACGGCUGAGCAACGCGCGCAGGAGGAGCAGGACAAGAAGGAGCGGGCGGAGAGAGUGCGGCGGAUACGAGAGGAGAGAGAGCGUCAGGAGCGGGAAGGGGCAGAACGAGAAGGCAGGCCGAUCCAGGAAGAAGAGCCUGAUGAUGAUGAAACCGUGCUCAGCCCGUUCCAGCCAAUCAACAGUGUCGUCUCUGAGAAUGAGGAUAAAGAAAAGGAGCGGAGUAGGCAGAGAGAGCUGCAGGAGGGCAGGACUAAGGCUGAUGUUGGUCAAGAGGAAGAGGAGUAUGAGGAGGAAGACCCAGACGACUCCAGGCAAACGCCGGAACACUCCAGUUCAGCCACAUCUGUCGAGCAGAACAAGAAGAAGACACGGAAGCUUCACCUCAAGAGGAAGCACCGCGUGGACCCACUGAGGAUAGAGGACGGGCCAACGGAGAGCCCCACCCCUCCACCUCCACCAGUGGGAUGGGCCACACCCAAAGUUUCUAGACUGCCCAAACUAGAGCCGCUGGGAGCCUCAAAACAUUCUGACUUUUACAAGCCUCUCCCUCCGCUUGCAAACAGGCCGCGGCCUAACGGCGACAAUGAUGACGUCAUCUUUUAAACCUCUCUUUAGUGAGGUUGACUCCCGACCAAUCACUGCUCUCCCUUCUUUUUUCUUUCUUUUUUUUACUUUCUGUCUCAAGCGAGUGAAGUCUAGACGGCACGGGAGGGGGGGCGCGAGCCAGCGCUUGGUUGACCGCGAGUGACGUGGAGCAUCAUGGGAAAUGGAGUCCUUUCCUCGGAAGCUGAGAUUUGGCUUCACAAGCUGACACAAGUCGGUGUGACUCGCUGAACUUGCACUGAGCUGAUUUUAUUUGUAUCUGUCAGAAGUGUUUUCACUUCUAACGACUGAAACUUUGUUUUAUAUUCCGCGUGUCAGUGUUAGAUUGGACUGAAAUGCUUUUAAACUGACAAACAUAUGUAAAUAUGUUGAUUCUGACCCUGUAUACGGACUUUGUCUGUCAUAUUUUAUUCAUUUAUUUUUGGUAUCUUCAGUUUUGUAGUGGAAACAUAGAGUCUAAAGUGCUUUAAAUGAGGUAUUUUUCAAAUUGGAACAAAUCAUAUUCCCCCUGAAAAAGCAGGAGUGAGAAAGGAGGCUGAAAAAGAAGUUAGCACCAUUCUGACAUUCUGUAGGCCGAUACUGGUCAGAAAAAGAAUAAAGAAAGACCCGAUAUCAUCUGUAAAUAUCCCCAUAAAUGCUUACGUCACGGUACAUUUUGGUUUGGAAUGGUAAAGCCCUGGGUCAGGCUCUGCGUACCCUGACCACACCAUGUCAUUUCACUCUGGUACAAACAAUAGAACGGUUAUUUUAGUACUCUUCCUAAUGGAAACGCACAAAAAUAUGUACCGUACUGUAUCAAACUGAACCGUGUUGUUUAAAAUGACAACGUUUUGGGCGGAAAUUUGCUGCAUUGCAAAGAAAGUUUAAAGUUAAAACAACCGAGGUUCACAGACGGAGUUAUUUUAACAUCCUGCAGAUGCAACUCGGGGAAAAUCCAUUCUGCCUACUGCAGCAAUUUGUUUCUUCCAUUAUGGGAGGAAAAUAUUUGUUUUUGAAGUGGCUGUUCAUGGUUCGGCGGUAAAUGCAUUGGCACAGACGUGGUAUAAACAGCUUAGUUGUUUUUAAACCAGUGUAAAAAAAAAAAAAAAAAAAAGGAUUAGUAUGGAGCCCAUCCCUAUUACACACUGUAAUAUA
Solea solea (common sole) is the source of this 2427-nucleotide messenger RNA. It is a transcript of the gene arl13b, whose product is annotated as ADP-ribosylation factor-like 13b. Gene Ontology annotation, cellular component: motile cilium; ciliary membrane; non-motile cilium. Gene Ontology annotation, molecular function: GTP binding; GTPase activity. The record is from RefSeq and is a predicted model, not a curated record. The coding region runs from base 79 to 1293 and encodes 404 amino acids. Lineage: Eukaryota; Metazoa; Chordata; Actinopteri; Pleuronectiformes; Soleidae. The transcript has 10 exons. Gene Ontology annotation, biological process: non-motile cilium assembly; receptor localization to non-motile cilium.